Messenger RNA from Solanum dulcamara, 1949 nucleotides. Its product is annotated as RING-H2 finger protein ATL46-like. The record is from RefSeq and is a predicted model, not a curated record. The transcript has a single exon. Bases 599 to 1762 code for a protein of 387 amino acids. Lineage: Eukaryota; Viridiplantae; Streptophyta; Magnoliopsida; Solanales; Solanaceae.
UACUCUUUAUUCUUGGAGACUAGCGACUAGUCCCUGCCUGCCUUUGGCUUUGGCUCUAGCUCUUCCAAAUCUGUCUCUUUCUUUUUCCAGUUCAGAACACCCCCCAAAUUUGUCAGUAUAUAUAUAUAUAUAUAUAUAUAGUUGUAUGUAUACUUAUCUUGGCCAAGAGCUGUAUGAGAUAUUCAGAGAAACAUAGAGAGUUGUUCAUGCUCAAAGAUUCAAACUUUCCUCUCUUUUUUUCUUCCCAUAUAAGAGGUUCUAAGAUCCACCUUAAUCCUGGAUUCUUGUUUUUGCUGGGGCAAGAAAAGAUUCCAUUUUUUCAAAGGGUCUUUGAGUAUUCAGUCUUGGUUGCUAAUAGUGGCUACUUGGGUGUUUUGUCAGCUAAAGAAUUGGCCUUUUAUCUUUUUCUGUCUUGGUAAUUUGUCAUCAUCUUUCUGUUAUUGUACAAUUCUUGAACAAAUUGCUGCUUUAAGAACCGGCCAGCUUGCUGCAAGGCUGCAACCUCUAAUGCUUUGAAGGAAGUCUUUUAUUCUUGAGAUAAGUGAAAUUCUUUUAAGAAAUUCCAACUUUGGUUUCUUGGAAUGUGCCAAGAAUCAAGAUGGUCUGUUUAUUUACAGAAGUUAGAGCACGAAGUUUGGAUUUUGGGCAUACCCAUUUGAAAAUGUCUUGGAUUCACCAUAAAAAAAGUGGUGUCUUUGCACAUGCCCCUUCUCCAUCUUCCCCAUCUCAUUCUUCAUUUGGUGCAAGUUCUAAUUUUCACAAAGCACCAAGCCUUCCUCCAUCUUCUUCUGGGAACAAAUUUAGUCCAGCUGUUCUUAUCAUUAUAGUCAUACUAGCUGUUAUCUUUUUCAUAUCAGGUCUUCUCCACUUGCUUGUUAGAUUUCUUAUUAAACACCCUUCUUCUUCUUCCUCACCAUCAUCAUCUCAGUCUAAUAGACAGCCAGAAGUUUCUAGCUCUGAGGCCCUGCAAAGACAAUUGCAGCAGCUUUUCCAUCAACAUGACUCUGGUCUUGAUCAAGCUUUUAUUGAUGCAUUACCUGUCUUUGUGUACAAAGAGGUUGUUGGUCCUACUAAAGAGCCCUUUGAUUGUGCUGUUUGUUUGUGUGAAUUCUCUGAAAAGGACAAGUUGAGAUUACUCCCAACUUGCAGCCAUGCUUUUCAUAUCAACUGCAUAGAUACUUGGCUCGUAACAAAUUCAACAUGCCCCUUAUGUAGAGGAACCCUUUUCGAUCCCGGAUUCUUAACUGGUUUUGAUUUUGAUGACUCCAUAGAAGAAGAUGGAUGUGCUGGUAAUAGAGAUCAUGUGCUGUCUGCUGCUCAGAAAACAAUUGAAAUUGAGGAAAGUGUAGUGGAUAAAGCAACCUUUCCUGUUAGACUUGGUAAAUUUAAAAAAUUAAAUGUUGGGGCAGAGGAGGGAGAAGGAGAGAGUAGUAGUAGUAAUUUGGAUGCUAGGAGAUGCUAUUCAUUGGGAUCAUAUCAGUAUGUGGUUGGUGAUUUUAAUCUUAUGGUAGACUUGAGCAGUGAGCAAAACACGUACAAUGUGAAGCUUGCCAAGUUGCGUGAACGGUGUGCCAGUUUAUCAAUAGAAGGUGAUGGGGAAGGGAAAAGGAUAGGUAUUGGAACGAAGACGGAUAGCUUCUCCUUUUCCAAGAUUUGGCUUUGGUCGAAGAAGGGUAAAUUUGCAAGUUCUUCAGAAUCUCAAUUGGAGAAUCCACGUCCUAAUAUGGACUUUCCAUGGUUGGCAAAAACAGAAGGCAAUUAAAGGGCAUUCUGGUUUGGUUUCUUUGUUGAUCUUUUUGUUAUAUGAUGGCAUAGAUGUAAUGAGAUUCCUUGAGAUGCUACAUGUUAAAAAGCUUAGAUUGUUGAGUUGAUCCAUACUUGUAUGCUGUGAUUGCUUGUAUUUGAUUUUUAUCUCUUGUAGUCCUACAACAUAUUCAUCUCUUCUUGAA